Agrilus planipennis (emerald ash borer) is the source of this 1769-nucleotide messenger RNA. Its product is annotated as arginine/serine-rich protein PNISR-like. Gene Ontology annotation, cellular component: presynaptic active zone; nuclear speck. Bases 168 to 1115 code for a protein of 315 amino acids. Gene Ontology annotation, molecular function: RNA binding. NCBI's taxonomy places the organism in Eukaryota, Metazoa, Arthropoda, Insecta, Coleoptera, Buprestidae. The record is from RefSeq and is a predicted model, not a curated record. The transcript has 6 exons.
GUGAUUUUAUUUUAUUUACGAUUAGUUUCGAUUAGUUUCAAUUUGGUUUUCAUUUGUAAAAAAUUGAAAAUCAGGUUCUCGAAAAAGUUUCGUUAAAAUAUAGGUGUUACCUAAUCCACAGAUGCAUGGGAGAUGUGUCCCUUCUGAUAAUUUAGCAAAGAACAAAAAUGAACAGAACUCCACAGCAGGUAGGAUGCAGUGAUUCUGGAUCGCAAGGCUAUGCACAGUGGCCUCUAAAUCCAUCAGCUUAUCAAAACACGGCAAAUGAUCAAGUUGAUUGGGCUGCAUUAGCACAGCAAUGGAUUAUCAUGAAAGAAGCCGGACCUCCAGUCCCAGAUCAAAUUGCAUCAACUGCUGUUCGUCCAUUGAUCGAAAAACAACCAAGCAAACAAAACUUAACCGAAGCUGGAGAAGCACCGAUGGACGUGGAAAACGAGAAAGAUGAACCAGUUCUUCCCCCAUGGAAUGAUAACAGUGUUUCAAGUGAUAGUUCAUGGAGUUGGAAUCAACAGCAACAACAGUGGAACUGGGCUAACACAUGGACCCCUCCUUCAGGUGUUCCACCUCCUGGUCCUCCACCUCUAAAGGCCCCAUUACUACCUACUCCCGCACCUUUUAAUCAAUACAAUUCUACAACUGAUUCGUCAGUAAAUGAAAAUUAUGGAGGUUACAGUACAGUGUCAAAUGAUUACACUACUGGCUAUUGGACAACAUCAAAUGCAGCUAAAAUAAAACCUCAUAAUAAACGUUACAGUAAAGUUAAUGUACCAAGGCCUGCACCUGUUAAUGCCCCUGAACCUGUUACUUUGGAUGCAAACAAACGUAAACAACUUCCAGCUUGGAUAAGAGAAGGAUUAGAAAAAAUGGAAAGGGACAAACAAAAAAUGCUUGAAAAGGAACGCGAACGAUUGGAAAGAGAACAACAAGUAGAAAAGACAACUGUUGAUCAAACUGAAGCUAUGGAAAUUAUAAGAUCAACAGUAAAACAAAAAGAAAGUAAAAGUAAAUUUGAGAGCGAUGAAGAGCCUUGUGAUCAUGAAAGUGAUGGUAAAAGAACUCCAGAAGUGCCAAAACUAUCCCAGGAAGACUUGGUAAGAAAUAUCUGUAAUAAAUAAUAUUCAGGUAUAUGCUAUAUCCUUUAGAUAAAAGAUAUUUUUACUUUGUACAUAAAACCCUAUCAAACUUUUGAAGUACUGUUGUUACCAACAAACAUCACUAAAUGGCGAUGUACUGCCUGUUGCUUGAUAAAUCAUUUUCCUUUUAUUUCAAUAAAUCUACUACAACGCUUGCGUUAUAAGCAGUUUUCGAAACGACAGCUAUUGCUCGACUAACAGAAGCUCUUACAUGCUAGCCGAAUUCAGUCCGGCUUUUUAAUCCAGGAUUGGACUAAUCUCUUUUAUCUGCUGUUAAGUAUCACUGGUAUCAAGUAAACAUCCGAAACAUAUAACACGGAAAGGUAUCAACACAACAAUCGCAUUCAACAUAGUGUUACCCUCCCCUACCAUCAUCUAUUAAACUUGGCAUAAAUUACAACGCUGCAGUGCUGCAGCUCUGGCGGUCUUUCAUACCCCAAAGUUUAAGGCAUCUCGAAUUGAUAAAACUAUGCAAAAACUAUAAUAGUUUCACUAGUCACAUUUAUAGAUAGGUGCAUAUCAACUUAUGCGGCCUCCUUUCUUAUUGCUUAAUUUAAAUAAUAUAAUCCUCUCAUAGUAAAAAGGUUCCCCACAUCUGGCUUAGAGCAUGCUGAUGAGAAGUGGGCAGACUAGUGA